AUGGAUAGCUACUCCGACCUAAGAUCCGUUCUUGCUGAUCGUCUCACAGAAGCAUUCCGCUUUGGCUUUGGAGCAACUCCCUUCGCCAUUGGAGGUAUUAUUUUUUUAUUACCUACAAAGUUUUUUCUGUUUUCCGACCACCUGAGAUAUCUGUACUCUCAAAAGAAAUUCAAAUCUAGGCAUGCUAGGUGGGUUGAGUUCAUUAACGAGUACUCUUUUUUUCUCAAACAUCGUUCUGGUGUAGAGAAUAAGGUAGCUGAUGCUCUUAGUAGGGUACUUACUGUCCUUCAGAUGAUGAGUGCACAGGUGAUAGGUUUUGAUAGGAUGAAGGAUGAGUAUUCUACUUGUCCUGAUUUUGGUCUCAUUUCUCAGGAGGAAAUGCAUGCAGGUGGACUUGCUGGUCAUUAUGGAAGGGAUUUGACUAUCGCUCUAGUUGAAGAUAGGUUUGAUUGGCCAUCUCUAUCUCUAAAGAAGGAUGUUUCUAGGAUUGUUUCACAGUGUCGCACCUGUCAGUUGGCUAAGGCCAAGAAAAACGACACUGCUUUGUACACCCCUCUGCUUAUUCCACACACACCCUGGAGAGAU
Messenger RNA from Cicer arietinum (chickpea), 585 nucleotides. RefSeq lists its product as uncharacterized. The record is from RefSeq and is a predicted model, not a curated record. Lineage: Eukaryota; Viridiplantae; Streptophyta; Magnoliopsida; Fabales; Fabaceae.